UCUCUCUAAGGGCACAAUCUACAAUUUUGGUUCAACCUGUAUUCAGUGUCCUUUCUAGACAAAAAAAGAAAAAAAAGAAAAGACAGAUUAGAAAGGGCACAUCAAUGUGUUCUUAAAAUUCAACAAAUUGGCUGCAUACCUUGACGGUAAACCCUAAUCAGUUAAUCCCCACAAAUUGCAAAAACUAGCCCUUUAUCUCAACUGUCACUUCUUCAAUCCUAAAAUCAUUUGUUGUCAAAAUGGUCAACGAGGAGAAUAAAGCAUCCAAUAAACGGGCAUUUGAUUCCAUAGCCACAUCAAAUGAAAAUGACCCGGUUACAAAGAAACGGGUCGUGUUGGGUGAGCUGAACAACAACGUUGUCGGGUCGACCCAAAACCCGAAUUUCAACGAAACCCACAAGUCCAAACGCAAAAUUAAGUUGAGGAAAGAUACAGUUAAAAAAGUUGUUAAAGAAAAUGUGGAGGCUGAGAUUAGUGUUAAUUCUAGUCCAAAUGAGGAUUUGCAGAAAUGUGGUUAUGCUCCUCUUAUUUAUCAACAUCUUCACUCUUUGGAGGUUGAGGAAAGGAGAAGGCCGUUGUCUAACUACAUGGAGAAGGUUCAGAAUGACGUGACUCCUACUAUGCGUAUGAUUUUAGUUGAUUGGUUAGUGGAGGUUUCAGAAGAGUACAAACUUGUUUCAGACACCCUUUAUCUCGCAGUGACAUACGUCGACAGAUUUUUGUCUUCUCACGUUUUAGCCAGGGAAAGGCUUCAGCUUCUCGGUGUAUCUUGCAUGCUUGUUGCAUCAAAGUAUGAAGAGAUCAGUCCACCUCAUGUUGAAGAUUUUUGUUACAUUACAGACAAUACAUACACCAGAGAAGAGGUAGUAAACAUGGAGAGAGAUUUGCUCAAUUUUCUGAAUUUUGAGAUCAGUAAUCCAACCACAAAAACAUUUCUCAGAAUCUUUACCAAGGCUGCCCAAGACACUUCUUCUUUUCUAACUUUGCAAUUUGAAUUCUUGGGUUGUUACCUUGCGGAGCUGAGUUUGUUAGAUUAUAUUUGUGUGCGGUUCUUGCCAUCAAUGGCUGCUGCUUCAGCUAUCUUUCUAUCAAGGUUUACAGUCUUGCCUAAAGUCCGCCCAUGGAACUUGGCACUACAACAAUGUACAGGUUAUAAACCAUCUGAACUGAAAGAUUGUGUUCUCGUAAUCCAUGAGUUGCAAUCUAGUAGAAGGGAAGCAAUUGGGCGGGCAUUAAGAGAAAAAUAUAUGGAUCACAAGUACAAGUGUGUGGCUGCAUUACAUCCUCCAGAUAUUCCUGCUUGUUUUUUUGAUGAUGCUUGAACGAGAUGCUCAAGACAAUUUCCAGCUGCCCCAAAGAUACAGUUCACCAAGCAAUAUACUGUACUGGAUUUUGCACGGAAGAACUCAUUUGAGUUUUCCCAUUGUCUCGACUUCUGAUUGUUUUCCCUGGCAAGGGACUUUAGGUUGCUUAGCUCCAGAAAAGACACAAUGAUGUGAAAAUCAUUCUUCUGGAAUGGCUUGGGAUAUGAAGGAUGUGUAGAUGUUAGAGCAGAAUGGUUUAUAUUCUGAUGUUUCAAAACAUGGAAAUGAUUUUUUUGUAAAUCUUGUUAGUGAAAUAUAAAGGUGGAUACUGUUCAUAGUAACAUAUCCUAGCUAGAUAAGUAUCAACUCCACUUCAAUCUCAAUUUAGUUUGAGGUCUGCUAUAUGAAUUCUUUGUACGUUGUCCUCUUUGUCCUCCAUGGCUUGCUAGUUUCUAUUUUCUGUA
This is a messenger RNA of Lycium barbarum (goji berry), 1768 nucleotides long. Its product is annotated as G2/mitotic-specific cyclin C13-1-like. Gene Ontology annotation, molecular function: cyclin-dependent protein serine/threonine kinase regulator activity. The transcript has 8 exons. The coding region runs from base 240 to 1322 and encodes 360 amino acids. Gene Ontology annotation, cellular component: cyclin-dependent protein kinase holoenzyme complex; nucleus; cytoplasm. Gene Ontology annotation, biological process: mitotic cell cycle phase transition; regulation of cyclin-dependent protein serine/threonine kinase activity. The record is from RefSeq and is a predicted model, not a curated record. NCBI's taxonomy places the organism in Eukaryota, Viridiplantae, Streptophyta, Magnoliopsida, Solanales, Solanaceae.